This is a messenger RNA of Mercurialis annua (annual mercury), 714 nucleotides long. RefSeq lists its product as uncharacterized. The transcript is spliced from 3 exons. Lineage: Eukaryota; Viridiplantae; Streptophyta; Magnoliopsida; Malpighiales; Euphorbiaceae. The record is from RefSeq and is a predicted model, not a curated record. The coding region runs from base 73 to 399 and encodes 108 amino acids.
UUUCACCAAACGUCCAGCUGAGUGUAAAAUUACCCAAAUUUCACAAGAAAACCGACGGAGAGAGAGAGAGGGAUGAGUGGGAUCUACAGAAGCAGAUCGUUGCAUCAGCUUUACAUUCUCUGGUUCUUCGUUUCAAUUUCUCUUCAAUUUAUUUCAGGCAUUUAUGGUGAUGAAUCCGGUUCGAAAAAUGACAAGAAGGCUGAUGCCCAUACUUCUUCUCAUAGCAGUACUAGCACCAAGGUUCUCAUUGUAUUAAUUGUGAUUGUGGCUUUAGGGUUGUUUUCAUUUUUCCUUUUCAAAUUUUGGCAAAAGAAAAAAAGAGAAGAGCAGUAUGCCCGCCUUUUGAAAUUGUUUGAAGAGGAUGAUGAGCUUGAGGUUGAACUUGGCCUUCGAGAUUGAUGCUUUAACCUAUUGAAGUUGAGUUCUUUAUAUUGAGGCUUAUACCGGAUUUAUUACGAGGAAGAUUUUUUUUCUCUCCAAAAGCUGUGACUAGCGUGCUUAGAUGGCCUGCAUUAAGGUUAGGUGUUUAUCAAAUACAGUGUAAUAUUUGUAACGAAUUGUCCAAAUUAAAUUUUUUUCAUGAAAAUGAAUUCUAGUAUUUAGAGAAGAGGAGGAUACUAUUUUGUAUAAGAUAAAUCAAGGAUAUCAUUUCCAGGCUGUAAAGAUGAAUUCUCCAUUGUGGUAUAAUUUGAAAGUGUGUAUGAAUUGAGUUUU